Molecule: messenger RNA, 1575 nt
Organism: Eimeria tenella
Lineage: Eukaryota; Apicomplexa; Conoidasida; Eucoccidiorida; Eimeriidae
Product: TFIIH basal transcription factor complex helicase XPB subunit, putative
Exons: 7
Coding region: 1-1575 (524 amino acids)
Biological process (GO): nucleotide-excision repair; transcription initiation at RNA polymerase II promoter
Cellular component (GO): transcription factor TFIIH holo complex; nucleotide-excision repair factor 3 complex; transcription preinitiation complex
Molecular function (GO): ATP binding; hydrolase activity; 3'-5' DNA helicase activity
Source: RefSeq, a predicted model, not a curated record
AUGUUCAGCAACGGGAGGGCCCGGAGCGGGAUAAUCGUGCUGCCGUGUGGGGCGGGGAAAACGCUGACAGGAAUUACAGCUGUCUGUACACUGCAGCGCAGCGCGGUGGUGCUGACAACUUCUGCUGUUGCUGUUGAGCAGUGGAAGCGGCAGUUUUUGGAAAACAGCAGCAUAAAAGAAAAGGAAAUAAUGCUGCUGACAGCAGAAAGCAAGCAGCAGCUGUGGGGCCCCGCUGCAGCAGGCGUGCUGCUGAGCACCUACACCAUGCUGGCCUUCUCCGGCCGCCGCAGUGCUGCUGCUGCUGCUGUCCUCAGCCAAAUCCAAAGUCGAGAAUGGGGAAUUCUCAUUUUCGACGAAGUCCAGUUUGCCCCGGCCCCUGCCUUCCGCAAGAUCAACGCCCUCGUCAGAGCCCACUGCCGCUUGGGACUCACAGCCACGCUGGUGAGGGAAGAUGACUUGAUUAAAGACCUGCAGUGGAUUAUUGGCCCGAAGCUCUACGAGGCGAAUUGGAUUGAUCUUCAAAAUCAGGGUUAUCUCGCGAAAGUCUCUUGCCAAGAAGUCUGGUGCCCCAUGACUGCCGAGUUUUACAGAGAGUACCUCAGAGCGCCGUACGCGAAGCAGCGGAAGCUGUGGGUGUGCAACCCCUCCAAGUUGAUGGUUUGCGAGUUUUUGCUCAAGUUCCACGAAGCCAAAGGCGACAAAAUAAUUGUUUUUUCCGACAACGUGUUUGCCCUCUUGCAUGCAGCGCGUGCGCUGAACAGGCCCUUCAUUUACGGCAAAGUGUGCCCGCCGGAGCGCAUGGCCAUCCUCACCAAAAUGAAAGCUCCUUCAACACCCUUUUUCUUUCGAAAGUCGGAGACAAUGCAAUUGACAUUCCGUGCGCAAACGUCGUCAUACAAAUCUCCUUCAACUUUGCUUCCAGGUCAGCAGCAGCAGCAGCAGCACAGCAGCAGCAGCAGCACCAGCAGCACAGCAGCAGCAGCAGCACCAGCAAGAGUAGCCGCACCAGCAGCGCGAGCAGCAGUAGCACUAGAAGGAGUAGCAGCAGGCCUAGCACCCAAGAACGAACAGGAGCACCAUCAUCAGCAGCAGCAGCAGCAGCAGCAGCAGCAGCAGCGUGGGGUGCGGCAGGAGGCGCAGCGGCUGGGGCGGAUUUUGCGGGCGAAGCCGCGCGGGGCGGAAGAAGACGGAGGCUUUAAUGCAUAUUUUUAUUCUUUAAUAAGCAAAGACACUUUGGAAAUGGUUUACGCGGACAAGAGGCAGCAGUUCAUCAUCGACCAGGGCUAUUCGUACAAAGUGCUGCACUGCAGAGACCUGCCGCUGCAGCAGCAAACCCUCGUCUACGGGGAUCGGGAUCGGCAGCAGGCGCUGCUGCGGGACAUUUUGCUGAGUGAUGAUUUGGACAAAAGUUUGGAUGAAGAUGAAGACGAAGGGGCUUAUUUGCCGCAGCAGCAGGAGCAGCAGCAGCAGCAGCAGCAGCAGCAGCACGAGCAGCAACCCAACGUGCGAGUCGUCCAGGGAGGACUCGCCGGAAUUUCGGGCAAGCCCUCCACUCACAGCUUCGCUUCCCCCUAG